UUUUCCAGACAAAUCCUCUAUUUAACUGAAUGUUAAGAGGAUUCUAUUUUUUUUAUCCUUUUGUCUUAUGAAUAAAAAAAUGUUAACUUUUUCUCUUGACAUUAGUUUUCUUGUUUUUCCAGCACCAACAAUAAUCAUUGCCCAUGAAUUUUAUGAUGCCCUACCAGUUCAUCAAUUUCAGAGGGCUUCUCGCGGCUGGCGUGAGAAAAUGAUUGAUGUUGCUGAAGAUUCAUCGUUUCAUUUUGUUUUAUCACCCCAGCCUACACCUGCAAGUCUCUAUCUGAUGAAACGCUGUAAGUGGGCUGUGCCUGAAGAAGUAGAAAAACUUGAACAGAUUGAGGUUUGCCCCAAGGCAAUGGAUUUGACUAAUUCUAUUGCCAAGAGGAUAGGUUCUGAUGGAGGUGGGGCUCUUAUAAUUGAUUAUGGGCUGAAUGGAGUAGUUUCAGAUAGUCUGCAGGCAAUCCGAAAACAUAAUUUUGUCAACAUACUGGACAAUCCUGGGACCGCUGAUCUUAGUGCAUAUGUUGAUUUCCCAUCGGUAAUGCACUCUGCUGAGGAAGCAUCAGAAGAUAUAGCUGUUUAUGGUCCAAUUACUCAGUCCCAGUUUCUUGGGGCUAUGGGAAUAAACUUCCGAGUAGAAUCACUGCUGGAGAACUGUAGCGUCGAGCAAGCAGAGUCUCUGAGAAUGGGAUACUGGCGUCUGGUGGGUGAAGGUGAAGCUCCAUUUUGGGAGGGACCGGAGCACCAGGCACCAAUCGGGAUGGGCACACGGUAUCUAGCAAUGGCUAUUGUGAACAAGAAGCAUGGUAUUCCAGUUCCAUUUCAAUGAAGUUCGAUUACAUUAAACAACCUGUAAACUGUAGAAGUUAUAAUUUAUGGUAUCCUGGAGUAGUUUUAUAAAUUGUUUAAUCCGUUUUUCUCACAGAUUCUUAGGGAGUUUAACACUGGAUUUGCAUUUUCUUGGAUUAAAAGCAUGUUUAGUUCUCUUUUAAUAAGUUAUUAUGUAAAAGAUUUUUGUAAUUAGAUCUGAUUACACUGUU
This is a messenger RNA of Carica papaya (papaya), 1040 nucleotides long. NCBI's taxonomy places the organism in Eukaryota, Viridiplantae, Streptophyta, Magnoliopsida, Brassicales, Caricaceae. The record is from RefSeq and is a predicted model, not a curated record.